GGAGGCAGUUUCAAUUCUCAUCCCUGAACUCUAGCUGGCCUUGUCAUGUCAGGGGGGAGAUUGCAAAUAUGAGAGAAGCAUCCUUGUCCAAGCACGCACACCCAGCUGCCCAGCACUCAGUGCCACGUCUCGCUUUCAAACAAUCUCUACAGCCACCAUUUACCUAUAAUCCAAGUGGCAGCCUAAUCCUUACAAAAACAAGACAAAAAUCUCCCACUCCACCACUUCACUCUUUCAUAAGAUUUAAAUCCUUUUCAAGUUGAUCAAAAUAUAUUUUUCUUUUGUCUGGUUCUCGUUACAUUUCGUGUUCAAGUUGCUGACAAAGAUGGUUUCUUGAAUAUUCUACCAGAUAGGUAAGGUGGGGGCCCUUUUCUUGGUGUCUUGAGGCUCCGAUAAGUAUUGCUUAUUCUAUAGUGCAAUUGCGUCAAUUGAGUGUGGGCUAGCGGUUUGUUUAAUAGUAAGGAAGAGAUGAUAGAAGAGAAGAAGUUUCUCACAGUAGCACCAUUUCAGUGUGCUUGGAGAAAAGAUUUGAAAUUUAGGGAAGCAGGAAGAGGCUGUGUGACUUUUGAUGCUUUUGCUCACAAUGAUGUUACAGUGGUGUUUAGGGAGAAUGUAGGAAGCCAACACUACCAUUAUAAGAGGGAUAACAGUCCUCAUUAUACUGUGAUUCUUGGGAGUCAUAGGAAUCGCCGAUUGAAAAUUGAGGUUGAUGGCAAAACAGUUGUUGAUGAGGAGGGAGUUGCGCUUUGCUGCUCUUCCACUUUUCAAAGUUAUUGGAUCUGUAUUUAUGAUGGGUUGAUUAGUGUUGGCAAAGGGAGAUACCCUUUUCAGAAUCUUGUGUUUCAGUGGUUAGAUUCGAACCCAAACUGUAGUGUUCGGUAUGUUGGUCUUAGCUGUUGGGAUAAACAUGUCGGGUAUAGAAAUGUCAACGUGUUGCCAUUACCAAAUAAUCAUAUGUUGCUAUGGAAGCAAGUUGACUCCGGAGAAUAUGAGGGGAAGGAAGAGGAGCUAGAAGGUGAACAGAUGAGCUAUGAGAAAUGGGGACUUGAAAAUUUUCUUGAGAGUUGGGAAUUAUCUGAUGUAUUGUUCAUUGUUGGCAAGGACAGAAGACAUGUCCCAGCUCAUAAGGUUAUCUUACAAGCAUCUGGUAAUUUUCCUUUGAGCUUGCCAAAUGAAGAUGUUAUUCAGCUCCAGAACAUAUCAUAUCCAAUUCUUCAUGCACUUCUUCAAUAUAUAUACACUGGCCAGACACAGAUUUCAGAGGCGCAACUUGGUUCUUUGCGGGCUCUGAGCUUACAAUUUGAAGUGAUGCCACUGGUGAGGCAGUGUGAGGAAACUGCAGAACGAUUUAAACUGAAUAAGAAGUUAUUUGACUCUGGUAAGAGUGUGGAAUUAUCAUAUCCAAGCUUCCAGCCCCAUUGCCGUAUGGCCUUUCCUUCUCAACUACCUAUGAAUGUGAAAAGGCUUAAGCAGUUGCAGUCGACUGGAGACUAUAGUGACAUAAACAUUUACAUUGAGGGUCAUGGUCUUGUUGCUCAACUUCACAAAGUCAUUCUAAGUUUAUGGAGUGUUCCAUUUUCAAAGAUGUUUACAAAUGGAAUGAGUGAGAGUAGCUCCUCGGAGGUUUUCUUAAGCGAUGUGUCACCUGAAGCCUUCAAGGUCAUGCUUGAAUUCUUGUAUAGCGGAGUGCUAAGCCUGGAAGAUUCUGUGGAAUUUGGAACCUUGCUACUCCAGGUUCUUUUGUUAGCUGAUCAAUUUGGGGUCACUCACCUUUACCAAGAAUGCUGCAAAACACUUUUAGAGUGUCUCUCUGAGGACUCAGUAUGUCCAAUCCUUCAAGCGGUGUCAUCAAUUCCAUCAUGUAAACUCAUUGAAGAAACAUGCGAGAGGAAAUUUGCUAUGCACUUCGAUUAUUGUACCACCGCAAGCCUUGACUUCAUCUUAUUAGAUGAGUCAAAUUUUAGCAAUAUCAUUCAGCAUCAAGAUCUAACUGUAACAUCUGAAGAAAGAGUCCUCAACGCAAUAUUCAUGUGGGGUAUGAGAGCUAAAGAAUUGUGUGGAUGGGAGGAGGUAUCUGAGCUACUUGCACUUUCAACUCCUGACUUCCUUUUCAAGGACAGGCUUCAAUCCCUGGAUGACUUCUUGCCAUUUGUGCGAUUUCCAUUGAUGCCACAUGACUUGCUUAAGAAGCUGGGGCAGAGCAACCUAGGCAGGCAUGUUCCCAUCUUUCACGAUCUUGUGCGAGAAGGCAUCAGUUAUGUAGAAUUCGAAUCCCUAAGGCCUGGGAAUGAACAAAAACAACUGUCUUAUUUUUGUAGCCUAAGGUUUCAACAUAGGCGAUCUAGCUACAAGGAGCUUCAGUACAUAUCUGAUGGUGACAGCAAUGGAGUACUCUACUUUGCUGGUACAUCUUACGGGGAACAUCAGUGGAUUAAUCCCCUUUUGGCGAAGAGAAUCACGAUCACUGCCAGCAGCCCCCCUUCGAGAUACACUGACCCCAAGGCUUUAGUGUCACGAACUUACCAGGGAACGUGCUUUGCUGGGCCUCGUGUGGAAGGUGGACAAAUACAUGCAUGGUGGAUGAUUGACAUCGGCCAAGAUCAUCAGCUUAUGUGCAACUACUACACUUUGAGACAAGAUGGGUCAAGAGCCUUCAUACGAUAUUGGAAUUUGCAGGGUUCACUGGAUGGGAAGACCUGGACAAACUUGAGAGUGCACGAGAACGAUCAGACAAUGUGCAAGGCUGGUCAGUUUGCAUCGUGGCCCAUAACCGGGCCACAAGCUCUACUUCCAUUUAGAUUCUUCAGGGUUCUUCUUACAGGUCCCACGACAGAUGGCUCGAACCCGCACAAUUUGUGCAUUUGCUUCUUGGAACUCUAUGGUUACUUCCACUAGUUUGAUGAUUAUGGGAUUGCACGCCUCCGUUUUUCGUGCUUCUUUUUAUUUUUAUGGUAUUUAUAAAUGCUCCUUCCCGUCCAAUAAAAUGCAUCCAUCCAUUGCUGUAACCAAACAAGAAGAGGGAAAAAAACUCAUUACUGCACCUUUGUACA
Messenger RNA from Populus euphratica (Euphrates poplar), 3050 nucleotides. RefSeq names its product BTB/POZ domain-containing protein At2g30600-like. NCBI's taxonomy places the organism in Eukaryota, Viridiplantae, Streptophyta, Magnoliopsida, Malpighiales, Salicaceae. Gene Ontology annotation, molecular function: protein binding. The transcript is spliced from 13 exons. The record is from RefSeq and is a predicted model, not a curated record. Bases 469 to 2895 code for a protein of 808 amino acids.